Molecule: messenger RNA, 834 nt
Organism: Labeo rohita (rohu)
Lineage: Eukaryota; Metazoa; Chordata; Actinopteri; Cypriniformes; Cyprinidae
Product: deoxynucleoside triphosphate triphosphohydrolase SAMHD1-like
Exons: 8
Biological process (GO): regulation of innate immune response; dGTP catabolic process; defense response to virus
Cellular component (GO): nucleus
Molecular function (GO): dGTPase activity
Source: RefSeq, a predicted model, not a curated record
CCAUCAUCAUCAUCAACAAGCACACAGAUCACUGAAAAAAAAGUGAAAAUGUCUGAAUAUACAACAGAUGUUGAGGAAUAUCUUUUUGAUAUAAAAAGGAUUUACAAGAAAAAUGAAGAAUGCAGAAUACAACGUCUUGAGAAAGCACUGGGUGCGGUGAGCAACACAUUAACGUCUACUGUCAAGUCCAGUGACAACGGAUUAAAGACCUGCACUUCCGCAGUACCCGACACAACAGAGAGCGGCACGGGACAGAUGGAGAAAAGAAGGAAACAAAUCAAAGAGGAUUUGGAAAAUGUUGUGCAGAAAUACACCCUAGAUUUUUCAAAGGACAUCAUGAAGAUUUUCAAAGACCCCAUUCAUGGUCAGAUUGAGCUGCACCCUCUACUGGUGAAGAUGAUUGACACUCCUCAGUUUCAGAGACUCAGAUUCAUCAAACAGCUGGGAACUAAAUAUCUGGUGUAUCCGGGGGCCACUCACACUCGCUUCGAACACUCACUUGGUGUGGCGUAUUUAGCAGGAUGUCUUCUCAAGACUCUACAUGAGAAUCAGCCAGAGCUUAACAUUACCAAACAGGAUUUCCUGUGUGUUCAGAUCGCUGCCCUCUGUCAUGACAUGGGUCAUGGUCCGUUCUCUCAUUUGUUUGAUGCCAUGUUCAUCCCUGAAGUCCAGCCUGAUAAGCAUUGGGAGCAUGAGAAGGCCUCUGUUGACAUGUUUCACUGCAUGAAAAGUAAGAAUGGACUGGACAAAGAGAUGGAAUUCUAUGGACUGAAUCUACCUGAAGACAUCACAUUUAUUGAGGAGUUAAUUCUGAAAGGACAAAAGGAUGGCAAG